Messenger RNA from Didymodactylos carnosus, 434 nucleotides. NCBI's taxonomy places the organism in Eukaryota, Metazoa, Rotifera, Eurotatoria, Philodinida, Philodinidae. The record is from the annotation of a GenBank genome assembly.
UGGUAGCACUGAUUGCAUUUUUUGCCCAAAUUAGUGAUCCGAAAAUUGGUGGCACUUAUAUGACAUUAUUAAAUACAGUUAACAAUCUAGGUCUUAAUCUAUCAUCAACAAUUACUUUGUUUGUCGCUCAAUAUUUAACAUGGAAAACGUGCACUGAUGGUCAGUCUUGCAACAAGAAAGAAGAUGAAAACUUGUGCACUGUAGCUGGUAAGAAAUGUCAAAUAACAACUAGUCCUUAUUAUAUUGAAGUUUUGGUUUGUUCGCUACUUGGAGCCCUAUGGUUAUUAAUAUGCUAUCGUACAGUGAUUCGCUUACAAUAUCUACCAAGAGACAAAUGGCAUCUGACACCAAAACCUGCUCAACCAUCAGCCAGUAGUGAAGAAAGCGAUGACAUUUUAGCGGCUGACAAUCAUGAACAAAGUUUAUCUAGAUGA